Messenger RNA from Exophiala xenobiotica, 3883 nucleotides. RefSeq lists its product as hypothetical. Gene Ontology annotation, cellular component: membrane. NCBI's taxonomy places the organism in Eukaryota, Fungi, Ascomycota, Eurotiomycetes, Chaetothyriales, Herpotrichiellaceae. Gene Ontology annotation, molecular function: carbohydrate:proton symporter activity. The record is from RefSeq and is a predicted model, not a curated record. The transcript is spliced from 3 exons. Gene Ontology annotation, biological process: carbohydrate transport; transmembrane transport. The coding region runs from base 454 to 1809 and encodes 451 amino acids.
GACAUCCCAUCUGCAGCUGGAGUCAGUCACCGGCUCUGAGCAAAAUGUACUCGUCAAGAGGAGCUCGGGAAAAGAUGUUAAAGGUUGCUUGAGCCGGACAAGGUGUGGCCUGGUCCCAACAACGCAUUUCCCCCUCGCACAUCAAGUCCUACCUGAACGAAGAGAGCAGUUCUGGCAGUUCAUGGAAAAGAUGUUUGACCUUCACGGGGGAAGCAAGGCUGCGGAGAGCGCAAUCGAGACUGUUGCUCCCAAAGUCGAACAAGCACGAGUCGCCGCCGAAGAAGAGCAUCAACUCUCGGUCUGGAGUGCUCUCACCACCAACAAGACUGUUGUUUUCUGGUGUAUCUUCUUCGCCUUCAGUGCUGUUGGAUGGUAUGCCUGCCCUUUGCAACAAUCGAAACCUGUACCCUAAUGGAGUCUUGAAGGGGUUUCGAUGCUCAGGUCAAUGGUGCCAUGAUCUCAGUGCCACAAUUUCGUCUGACCUUCGGAUACAUUUACGAGGGUCAACCCGUACUUCCUGCAAGCUGGCAAAGCGGCUUCAACAGUAUUUCCAGUGUCGGUCAGUUCUUUGGCGGGUUUGCUUGCUCCUGGAUGUCCGAUCGCAUUGGUCGCAAGAAUUCUCUCCUCAUAGGCCUGGUAUUUGUCACGGGAGGCAUCUUCGGCGAGGUCUUCUCAAGCACCCGACCAGCAUUCCUUAUCGGCAAAUUGAUUCUAGGUAUUGGUCUCGGCUACUACCUGACCAUUGGUCCUUUGUACUGUUCCGAGGUAGCCCCCGUGGUCCUCCGUGGUAUGAUUACAGGGGGUAUCAACUUCGCCAUCGUCAUCGGCCAGCUUCUGUCAAACGCUGUCAUCAAAGGCUUCGGUGGUAGAGAUGAUCGGUGGGCAUUCCGUGGUCCUUUUGCGGUACAGUUCCUAUUUGUCGCGAUUCUGCUCAUGGGAAUUUGGUUCGCUCCGGAAUCACCAUGGCAUUAUGUCCGUCGAGGUCGCAUUGAUGAUGCCAGACGUUCGCUUGAGCGCCUCCAUGGCAAGGGUACUGACGUGGGACCAAAGCUCGCCAUGAUUGUUCGGACCGUCGAGGAAGAUCUUGAACUUUCCAAGUCGGCGAGAUGGAUUCAGUGCUUCCAGGGUACCAACAUGAUCCGCACAUUAAUCUCCGUUGGUGCAUUUGCGUGUCAACACCUCUCCGGUAUCGUCUUUGUCCUCGGCUUUUCGACGUACUUUUUCGAACUGGCCGGUAUCGAAACUAGCCACGCCUUCGACCUGGGUGUGGGCGUGACCGCUUGCGGUGUCGUUGGUGUCAUAAUCUCGUGGACGGCAAUCAACACUCUAGGCCGCAGGAAGCUCUUCGUCUGGGGCAUGAUUGGUAUGACGGUCGUUCUGGUGCUCAUGGGUAUCCUCGACGUCGUCCACACUUCAGCCGCUCGCUGGGUUCAAGCAUCUUGCACCGUCGUCUACGCCCUCAUUUACCAGAUCACCAUUGGCUGCAUUGCGUUUGCACUGCUUGGGGAGGUGUCGACUCCGUCUCUUCGUGCGAAGACAGUCGGUCUGGCUACGGCUUGUCAGGCUGUCUUUGGGACUGUUAUGAACAUUGUCGUUCCUUACUUGGUCAAUCCAGAUAAGGCGAACCUCAAGGGCAAGGUUGGCUUCGUUUUUGGCGGUGCCUGUCUUCUGGGUACGAUCUGGAGUUACUUCUACAUUCCAGAGCUGAAAGGUCGCACUUUCCAGGAGAUUGACUAUCUCUUCCAUCAUCGGGUGCCGCCCAGAAAAAUGGGCAAGUACAACCUGGACGAGGUUGAUGAUGCCCUGUAAAGGACAGGGCCAUAUCUACCCGAACUGAAAAAGAGCAAAAUGCAUUCGUUAUGUCCUACAAUACCAGAAUUGUGGUCUCAAUCCACGGUUUGCGUUGACUGGAACGACAAAAGUGGGAGCAGUUUAUAUUGGCCGCGAGGGCCAUGACAUGGCGUUUUACAAACAUGUCUUCAACCACUCCCACAGUCCUGAGUGAGUUUUUCUAUAUCGUGCAAUCACAUCGACAACUGCCCUUUCCAUCUUCUGUAUGAAUCAGAUGCCCUCGAGUUCAGGGACCAACCUGGUGCGAAGCCACUGAUCCAAACCAAUUCACACAUCCUCUUUCUCCUCGAACGCGAUGUCCACCUUCUCACCCACGCCAUCCUGGCGAUGAUCAUGGACCAUUCGCGCCGCGAGCGCGGAAUCGCGUAUCUCCGGCUUUGCAAAGAUGAGGUCGAUUUCUUCGAGUGUUUUCCCUGUAGUCUAUCAUCCGGACCAAGUCAGCAUCCACUCUCAACCGAAACAACUUCUCAGGGGCUUAGACGAGCAUACCUCCGGACACAUGUAAUAUACGAACGGCACGGCGACCGCACAAGACAAAAGCAUCCAUAUCCAAAUCUUCCAGCCAACGUUUUGCAGUGCAAUACCACCCGCAAAGACCGUGAUGAAGCUGAAUAGCCACUCGCCGAAGGCACCGGCCGCACCGCCGAGAUGGCGAAGUUUGAGGGGCGCGAUCUGCGGGACAGAUUAGCACCUGGUACUGUGGGUUGCGUGUUGGAAAAGGUACUUACUUCAGGGCCAUAGAGCCAAGGGACACCGAUCCAGCCAUAUCUGUCCAUCGUCAGUCGAUCGUCCUGGCGGCAGGAGUCGCAAAGCACCAAGCUUGGGCAAGAGACACAGCUUGUUUAAAAGGGCAAGACCUACCCGAAGACGAAGUUGUAUACGAUGACCACAGCCACAGCGACCCACUGCGUAGCGAGCGUCGGGUUCGGAAGGCCGAUCAUGAUGACGAAAAUCAGCAUGCAUAUGGUCAACACCACAGCCGACCAAAUCAUGACACCGCGGCGGCCAAAACGUUCGAUUGUGGACGGAAGGAAAUACGUCCCUGCUGCAAAACCGGUGUUCAUUACUGCGGCCAGGAGUUGCGAGAGGAAAGGUGAAAGACCGACUUGCGAGAAUAUCACGGUCGAAUAGUAGACGGAGAGAUUGAUACCUGGCGUGGUUCGUUAAUAGGACUCACCUCGAGUCAUGAGCGACUGGCCGCACUUACCCAUCAUCUGUUGUAUCGACAAGACCAAGAAGGAGAUUCUGAUCCUGCGUCCUGCUCUGAGAUCACUUUUGUCCCAGAGCAAAUCGAGAGGGUUGAAUUUGUGCUCAUCUUCCUCCUCUAACCGGAUUGAAGCCAGGAUCUCUUGUCUCAUGGCUUGCACACGUGAGUCUUCGCGAGGUCGAUCAUGCAGUCUCAUGACGACCUCAUCGCCCUCGUCCUCCCGUCCUCUGGCAUACAACCAGCGAGGCGUAUCUGGAAGGAACCACAUCCCAACGAUAGAAACUGAUGCAAAGGCUGCCUGAAAUGCAAUGGGAAACCUCCAUGACACCUGGUUCGACAUUCUUGUAAAGCCAAAGUCAAUCCAAUAAGCAAGUGCCACGCCUGAGAUCAGCCAGACGCAUUGGAUAGCGACUUCAGGACCUCGCUCUUUAGAGUCUAUACUCAUCUCAGCCAUAUACGUCGGCACCGAGCAGCUCACGAAACCUAUUCCGAACCCACACAACACACGAGCAACUAUGAUUUGUGGGACGGACCAGGCGGACGCUUGCAGAAUCGCACCGACGAUUACAAAGGCAUCACCCAUCAGGAUGCACCCUCGUCGACCGAGAGGCAUACCGAGCAUCGUGACCGCGAGAGAGCACACGGCAGCGGCAAGAGUGUAUGAGGAGGCAAUCAUGGGAAUGACAUAGGUGCCGGUUGGGUGAUUCAUUGCGUCGAGAAAAGGCUUUGUGGUCUGCACUCCUCCUAGCACGCCGGCGUCAUAACCGUACAUGCAGAAUGACUGUAAGUAGAACUGUUAGUGACUGAGAAUCAAAUGAUAAGGAG